Molecule: messenger RNA, 2317 nt
Organism: Colletotrichum destructivum
Lineage: Eukaryota; Fungi; Ascomycota; Sordariomycetes; Glomerellales; Glomerellaceae
Product: Putative tannase/feruloyl esterase, alpha/Beta hydrolase
Exons: 3
Coding region: 131-1750 (539 amino acids)
Source: RefSeq, a predicted model, not a curated record
UGCCGCCCUCAUGUUCUUCAGCCACCCUUCUCUCUCUGUGAUUAUGCCUUCUUCAACAUCGCAUUCAAAACAACUCACCCCGUGUUGCUCAACCCUCUGGGAUCUGUAGACAGCCUCUGCGGAAGAAAACAUGCUGGCGCCCUUCGCUUUGCCCUUGUUUGUCCUCCUGGGGCCGGCACUUGCGUCAUUUCGGGAGGACUGUCUCGCUCUCACGCCCCAGUCGAUAGUGGCCAACUCGACCGGCCGAGAGCUAGCGUUCGUCACGUCCGGCACCGACCUUGUCUUUCCAGAGCAGGAUGCCGCCUGCAACCGGGCAAGCCAGGUUGUCAGGGCGGACCUCUGCCGGGUUGCCAUGAACCUGACAACCUCGGCCAGGUCGGAGGUGGUGACGGAGGUGUGGUUACCGGAGAAGUGGAACGGCCGUCUGGUGACUGUUGCCGGAGGGGGGCUCGAUGGCUGCGUUCACUACGAGGAUAUGGCGUACGCCACCGCUCAUGGGUUCGCAGCCGUUGGUACGAACAACGGACACGCGGGGACAACCGGAAUCCAGUUCCUGAACAACGACGACGUGGUGAUUGACUUUUCCUGGAGAGCACUACACGUGGGAGUCGUUGCAGGCAAACAGCUCCUGCAGUCCAUGUACAAGCGACCGGCGACAGGCUCAUACUUCUUGGGCUGCUCGCUCGGCGGGCGUCAGGGCAUCAAAGCCGCAGACAUGUUCCCCGAAGACUUUGACGGCGUCGUCGCCGGCGCCCCCGCCAUCGACUUCAACAACCUCUACUCCCACAGGGCCAGCUACCUGCCGCAGACCGGUGCCGCGGACUCAAAGGACUUCAUCGCCCCGGCGGUCUGGAAGACGACGAUCCACAGCGAGGUCCUCAGGCAAUGUGACGCCAUCGACGGCGCGGAAGACGGCAUCAUCGAGGAUCCGGCCUUGUGCAACUUCGAUCCCGGAGCCCUGCUGUGCCGCGGCAACGCCACCGCCGCCGACGGCACCGGCUGCCUUUCGAGCAAGCAAGUCGAAAUCGUGAGAGGGAUUUUCGCCCCGACAAAGGACGCCCAGGGAAACGUGUUCUGGCCGGGCAUGAACCCCGGCAGCGAGAUCAACACCGCAGACGGGCUGUACAACGGCAAGCCCUGGGCGAACUCGCAGAACUGGUUCCGGUACGCCGUGUACAACGACCCGAGCUGGGAUGCCUCCGGCUACAGGCUCGAGAAGGACGGCGUCUUCGCCGAGCAGAAGAACCCCGGCGACAUCAGGACGCACCCGAGCGACCUCUCGGCCUUCAAGAACAGAGGUGGGAAACUUCUCAUGUACCACGGCCAGCAGGACCACCAGAUCACGAGCUUCCGCACUCCCAUGUUCUACGACCGCCUGUCCCGGGGCAUGGGCCUGAGCACGGCUGAGAUGGACCAGUUUGCCCGCUUCUUCCGCAUAUCGGGGCUGUCCCACUGCACGACGGGACCCGGGGCCUGGCUCAUCGGCCAGGGGGGCGCCGGGGGCAACGCCGCGGCCAUCGCCGACAACCUGCCCUUCUACGGGACGCACAACGUCCUCGCUGCCAUCGUGGACUGGGUCGAGGGCGGCGUCGCUCCGGACACCAUAACGGGGACCAAGUUCGUCAACGACACGGUCGCUUUGGGCGUGGAUUUUCAGCGCCGGCACUGCAGGUACCCGCGGCGGAACGUCUUCAAGGGGGAUGGCUUCGACCCCAAGAACGCCGACAGUUGGACAUGCACAUGCAGUUAGCGAGCUGUUGCAGUUAGAACUUGGAAUAAUGUCUCGUCGAGAUGAAACCAUAACGUAUGGCUCUGAAUCAACCUUCGCUUUUGGUUACUUUACGUAUCGAGGACCCAAGCCGCAUCUUCUGCAAACGAGGAUAUCAUCAUCUGUUCUUGCUCACAAGUCCUCAAUUACGAACCAAGAUAAAACUGCUCCCAGAAUCUCACCGUGGUACGUGCCUGAAAGUUGGAAGAAUCAGGGUUAAGUUCCCGUGAGGCUUGGUAUUGACCGUUGUCUUCGACGCCAAUGCUAGUGUUCCCUUGACUAAAGGUCCGAGUGAGCAAGUCUUGAACCUUGACAAAAGAGGGUUUUUGGGCACGGAGAACAUCCUCAGAAGAGACGCGGCCAAGUUGCCGCUUUGGUUGCCGAUUUGGUUGUUCCCUCGCAUGCUGCUCCAACAACCAUGCAAGUGACUGAUCAAAUGAUAAAACAUUCGAUCCUUCCCGAAAAGGCCUAGCAGCUGCAGUUAGACGAACAAACAAGCCUGUCUUAUUCGCCCGGGGAUCCGGGUACAAAAAAACUGCUCUCGGCGGG